AUGCCAACUGUGCUCGGGCUUGCGGGCGUUCAGGCACCUUCAACAAUGGAUGGGAUAUCUUCGGCUGGACAUUUAAUUGCAGACACUGCAGCUGCUCCGGUACCUACGAGACAACUGUUGGAGCUUGAAGGCUCGCUUUCGGUUGGAAGUUCGGGGUGGCGCAAGAUGCAGCUAAUCGAGUACUGCGGUCUUGGAGACGUGGCGCGUUACCAGCACUUGGAAGAUACAGCGAACAAUACUUUCAGAGCCCUGCGCGUCAUCGAUGGUAAGCACAAUCUGAAAUUGGUCGAGUUUACAGACGUGGGCAAUUGGCAUUUCGAGAAGCGUGCAGACGAGUAUGAAUUGUUCGACUUGGGUACAGAUCCAUAG
Molecule: messenger RNA, 369 nt
Organism: Prorocentrum cordatum
Lineage: Eukaryota; Dinophyceae; Prorocentrales; Prorocentraceae
Source: the annotation of a GenBank genome assembly